AGGCGGCGAAUUCACACAUACACAUCCACAUUCAGUCGUCUGUUUUUACCAAAAUAAAAGUACCGCAAACAUUUGAAUGGCUGGUGGUCAUUGUCUACGCUGAGUGGUAUGUCAGCUCCCAACUUAGUGACCAGAAAAAUGGAGACGAAAGUGUGCUUCAAAAAAUGCAACUUCAAGUUGGCUAUGUUCUUGCACGUGCUCAUAUCGAGUGUACUGUUCGCAUGUUUUAUGAAGUCGUAUGCAGAAACAAGUCAUGCUUACACUUCUGAAACUAAUUCAAAACAUGGAAUGAAAUCAUCAGAAGAUCUUGAAGGACUUAGACCUUCUUCGGACUGCUCUGAAGAUGAUGACAGUUGCUUCAUACGCGACGAAGAACAUGAACUUGCCGAAGAAGAAGAAGUGCAUGGAAUUGCUGGAGCUAAAACUGAACCUAAAGCCGGCUACACAUGGGACAAAAAUGGGUACAUCAUGUUUUGUCCAUGUAUGGGUCGUUUUGGCAACCAAGCAGAGCAUUAUCUCGGAGCAAUGGCAUUUGCUAAAGCACUCAACAGAACGUUGGUCUUGCCUCCAUUCCGGACAUAUGCUCAUGCAUCAUUUGGGGAGUUGUUUCAAGUCAGACCAGCUCUUGAGUUCCAUCGUGUGAUCCUCAUGGAGGAUUUCAUGAAGUUUCUUGCUCCUAAAUACUGGCCGCCUGGUCAGAGAGUUGGCUACGCCCACCUACCAGUCAACGAUGAUGGUGUUGCAUGCACCAUGAAAAAUGGCAGUCCAUUUGGACCUUUCUGGAACCACUUCAACGUUACUUUUGAUUUAUGCAUAAAAUAUCAACUGUUUAAUGUUGCUGACAUCAGUAAUAAACAAUCACUGGAAACUACAAAAAGAAUCUGGGAUGAAAGAUUCCCACCGAUGGAGCAUCCUGUUAUAGCUCUCCGUGGGUCACCAGGCUCCUACCCAAUGCUUGGUGGAAACCGAGCUAUCCAAAAAUACUUCAAAUGGGAACCUAAGUUUUUUCAAGAAGCUGGAACCUACAUCAAGGAGACAUUUCAAGAUGAGGGGUUCGUUGGAAUCCAUUUACGGAACGGAAUAGAUUGGGUAAGGGCAUGUCAACAUGUCGAUGACCACCCGUUAAAACGCUUCAUGGCUUCAACACAGUGUCUGGAUGCAACGCCUGACGCCAUAGUUACAAAGGAAUUAUGUCUUCCCAGUCUCUCUCACAUCCUUGAGCACACGGCAGCUGUAUUCAAACAUGUCAACGCUAGACAUCUUUACAUAGCAACAGAUAAACAACCAUAUAUAGAGGAAUUUACAAAUCUUCUACAACCAGUUGGGGUGACUGUUCAUUAUCUGAAACCCGACUUUGUCGAAACAGAUCUUAUGAUUCUUGGCCAAGCAGAUUAUUUCAUCGGGAAUUGUAUCUCGUCAUUUACCUCCUUCGUGAAGCGAGAACGAGAUGCGAACGGGAAACCUUCAUCAUUCUUCGGCCAAGAUUUGAACUUUUGAACAUCUCAUACAUGAAUUUGUAUCCACUGUUUUUUGUUUUGGUUUUUUUUCUCAAAUUAGUUUUUGGAGAUAAUAUGGUGGAAACAAUUGGAGUGCACUGUUUGGUUUGGGUGUAUAAGGACAAAUUAACCCAAACCUAAUACAGUCAUUUUAUUUUGUUCUAUCUCAAAUGGUUUAUUCUACUCAGAAAGAAUUUGUGCAGCAUUUCAAAACGGCAAAGAAAUUUAAUUAACUAAUCAAUCAAUUCACAGAUGGAUUUGAAAGAAAUAUAACACAAAAAGUGCAUCAUUGUUUUUUAUUUUUGGAGGAGUAAAUGAGUUCCACUUCCAAAGUCUUCUAGAAACACACAAUUUAGAAAUAACUUGUGAAAAUUUCAUUCAAUUCAGUGAUAAUUUUUUAGUGAAAACAACAUGAAUAUUUUGUGCUUUAUCACUGGAGUUUGGUUGCAUGUUCAUAUCUUGCUUAUUUUGAUUGUGGCAAUCAAAAUAAACCAAGAUAUGAUGUGGUUCUCCAAUGUUCAACUUUUACAUUUUUUUUGACUGAAAUAUAUCGGUGGAGUAUUAAUGCUGGAGUAGUAAUUAUUAAUCGUAUACAGUCGUUUUUGAGUAUUUCUUUCCAAAAAUGUAUAAUGUACUUUGCCAAAAAAAAAUAUAUACUACCAAAGUCUUUUACUUAUAAACAGUUAACAUUUAGUUUUUUUUUUUCUUCUUUUUUCCAAACACCAAUUCUGUGCUUUGGUCCUAGUGUAAUUACCAAAGUCUAUUAAUUUCCUGAAAUAAUAUCUUCUUUGUAUUUUUCACUUAUUUUGAAUCUUUCAUUGAGCAGUUGAGAUUCUAUAUCCCUUUUAAAAUAUUUUGUUGAUUAUGAAACUAUAUAUUUUUACAAAAUGUUUUAGUUUUUGUAUUUAAUUUUGAUGGUGGCUGGAAUAAUGGUGUAGUUUUUUUGAAUGGAAUUUGAGUGAUAUGCAAUUUUAUAAACAGAAAA
Molecule: messenger RNA, 2481 nt
Organism: Asterias rubens (European starfish)
Lineage: Eukaryota; Metazoa; Echinodermata; Asteroidea; Forcipulatida; Asteriidae
Product: GDP-fucose protein O-fucosyltransferase 1-like
Exons: 8
Coding region: 109-1497 (462 amino acids)
Biological process (GO): protein O-linked glycosylation via fucose; Notch signaling pathway; regulation of Notch signaling pathway
Cellular component (GO): endoplasmic reticulum
Molecular function (GO): peptide-O-fucosyltransferase activity
Source: RefSeq, a predicted model, not a curated record